Bactrocera tryoni is the source of this 1416-nucleotide messenger RNA. RefSeq names its product methyl-CpG-binding domain protein 2 (gene MBD-like). Gene Ontology annotation, molecular function: DNA binding. The coding region runs from base 93 to 1226 and encodes 377 amino acids. The record is from RefSeq and is a predicted model, not a curated record. The transcript is spliced from 3 exons. Lineage: Eukaryota; Metazoa; Arthropoda; Insecta; Diptera; Tephritidae.
UUUGACAACUUGAGGGGAAUUUUUCGCAGACGCUUUUAUUGCUAAUCGAAUUUGUAGAUUUGUUUUAUAAACAUUGAAAGCAUUUGGUAUCAAUGAAUUCGAGUAUUACAAUUGAACGUAAGCGCGUAGAUUGCAACUCGUUGCCAAAAGGUUGGCAAAGAGAGGAAGUUCUUCGCAAGUCUGGUAUAUCAGCUGGCAAAGUCGACGUCUACUAUUACAGCCCGACCGGUAAAAAAAUUGAAAGCAAGCCACAAUUAGCACGAUGUCUGGGUGAUGCCAUUGACAUUGGAGCAUUUGAUUUUCAAAGCGGCAAAUUCGUACGUCAUAUGCCACCACCAUCUAUUUCGCUUUUCCGUUGCAGUAGCACAAGCAAUCAUAGCAGCGGACCUAGUGGCGGUGCAAGUGGAAAUGAUAAUACUUCAAUGCCGCCACCGCCACCACAAUACAGUGGCGGUAACACUUUAUCCCUAUCCGUAUGUUCCUCUCCAAAUUCUUCACAAUCAACUAUUACAAAUGCCAACAUACUACAACCACUAAUGCCAACAACAACAUCUCAUACAUUAAAGCGCAAAUUCAAAGCGCAGUCCCAAUCCCAAUCUCAAAUUCAGAACCAGUCACAGACCCAUCAGUUACAAGGCAUGCCUUCAAAUGUCAUUAGUAGCGGUUGUGCCCCAUCGAGCGCAUGUGGUGCUGCAACUACAUCAGCAGCGAAUUCACGCCAGCAAUUAGAAUUCAGUCGCACACCACGCACAGAUGCCUCUCUGGUGCCACCUAUACGACAGACUGCAUCGAUUUUCAAACAGCCAGUUACUGUAAUUCGAAAUCAUGAGCCUACUAAAGUCCGUAAUGACAACACUAAACAGGCAAGCGGCCAAGAGAAACCAAAGCAAAUGUUUUGGGAGAAAAGAUUGGAAGGUUUACGUGCAUGCCAUCCUUCCGGUGAAGAGUUUGAUGAUAUUGUCCUACCGAAGAGUAUACGCACCAUCGGACCGAAUGUUAAUGAGCAAACAGUGCUACAAUCAUUGGCUACAGCUCUUCAUGUGCUUAAUGUACCAGUAAUGGGUCAAGCAUCCACAAAGACUGAGAUGAAUAAAAAUGCAACAGCAUUUUUGAAUCCUGAACAACCGCUUAUGCAAGCAGUUUUAGUGUCGGAUGACGACAUACGGCGACAAGAGGACCGAGUUAAUGUGGCUAGAAAGAAAUUGCAGGAUGCGCUUAAAGCUUGAAUUAACUGUUCCGAAUAGUAAAUCUUGCUCCCACACAUACAUACAUAAGUAUAAACUAGAAUAGUUUUACUAAGUUAACGAAGUAGAAUUUUAAGCGGUAUCUCGUAAGACGUAUUUAAAUUAUGCGCUGAAGCGUUCAAACUAUGUCUUCGUAUAAUAACAUCAUAUAAAGAACUUUUUACAAAUCUAA